Plasmodium gonderi is the source of this 912-nucleotide messenger RNA. RefSeq lists its product as hypothetical. Lineage: Eukaryota; Apicomplexa; Aconoidasida; Haemosporida; Plasmodiidae. The coding region runs from base 1 to 912 and encodes 303 amino acids. The transcript has a single exon. The record is from RefSeq and is a predicted model, not a curated record.
AUGUUGCAUAGUUUUACCAAGAACAGAAUUGGAAGUGGACUCAUAAAGUCAGCAAACUCGAUAAGAGGAAAUAUCGGGUUUACAAAUGGAAAUUUCUCAAACGCAUGGAUACAUAAUCAUGCAAUUGGCAUACACACAAAAGUGAGAAGGAGUUGCUUGAACAAUAUAAUUAGAAGAUUGAGUUCUCCCAGUUGUAGUAUGACCCACACAAGAGGAUUGCUAAGGACAUGUAGAGAGAUUGGAACUCUGAGUCGGAGAAACUUGGGAAAAGAAAAUACUGAUGAAAGCUUUUUCGAGGGAGAGCAUUUAAAUAGAAAGCUAGGAGGAUAUGGAUAUCCAAUGAUGUUUAUUGUGACUUAUGAUAGACCAAGUUGGCAACCAUUCUGGGAAAAUGAAUACGAAGUUAUACCAAGAGAUGAAUUUGGAGUUCCUUCUAGCAUUCCACCAGAGUUGUCAACUCAGAUUAAACACACAUAUUAUGUACCUCCCCAAUUUUAUACAUUUUUAAAAAAAUUAGGGGAUGAUACAGAUGAGUUAAGACCAUAUAUGACAAAAUUGAUCAAAGGAGAAUUCACCUAUGAUGAUUAUCAAGAAAUGUUUUAUAAAUUUGCAAAACCUUUAAAAAUAUUUAGAAGUAAAAUACCAUUACCAUACAGAUCACCGGAAGAAAUAUCCAAAGAGGAAGAAGUGAAAUGGGAAUCUGCAUGGUACACAUAUCGACAGAAGGUUUUAGCAGAGUAUAAUGUGACAAUGUGUUUAAGGGAAUUUAUAUUGUAUAUGACUGUGGGUUUAUACUUUGCUUACCUGUGGCUUGAUGCCUUGAGGCAGUACCGUCUUGACAUGAAGCUUUUUUAUUUGGAGGCACCCGAGCACAAGAUCAAUUGGGUCAAGCCUCGCGGUGACUUGGUCUGA